GUGUGUGUGUUCUAUUCUGAGGUAACACAUAUAUUGCAUUUUCGUACGUAAUAUAAAGGUUAACACGCGUUACCUGAUCGUUUGUCAAACAUGACUUUCAUUGAAUAUGCUGUCAUCUAAAAAUAUAUUUAUUUCGAUAUUUAACUGCGUAUAAUUGAUCUAAUUGAGUUUUUCAAAAUUAAGAGUGUAUUCAACAAACAUUAUUUUGUAACCGACGUUUUGUUUUAGAAUGACGUGCUUAUUUACAAAGAAAUUUCCUAAACAAUGUUAUUUCCCAAAUUUUUUGUCACGUUUUCAACCUCUGGUUUUUUUACAAAAUUACGGAUAUGCCCAUGAUGCCAUAUCGGAUAAGGAAGGACCAAUUGCUGCCCUGAAAAGUAAAAUAGCAAGGGGAGAAUUGAUGAAAGAUAGUCAUCAAAUGGAAAUUGCUGAUACUUUGCAAUGUAUUUACAACGAAAUCAAUGGAUAUAAACCAGAGGAAUCUAGUCUCAUUGACAAAUGGCUUGGCAAAAAGAGGAAACAGCCACCAAAAGGAUUAUACCUCUAUGGAGCAGUAGGUGGAGGUAAAACAAUGUUGAUGGAUCUUUUUUAUGAUUGUUGUCAGAUUGAUAAGAAGAAAAGAGUGCAUUUUCAUUCUUUCAUGGCAAAUGUACAUGUAAAAGUUCAUGAGGUGAAAAAAACUUUUGUACGUGAUGUUAGUAGUACAAAGCUUCAACCAUUUGAUCCUAUACCACCAGUUGCUAAAAGCAUCACUGAAGAAGCAUGGCUACUGUGUUUUGAUGAAUUUCAGGUAACUGAUAUUGCAGAUGCAAUGAUAUUGAAACGAUUAUUCACUGAACUUUUCAACAAUGGUGUAAUUGUAAUUGCAACCAGUAAUAGAGCACCAGAUGAUUUAUAUAAAAAUGGUUUGCAGAGAGGAAAUUUUCUUCCAUUUAUACAGAUAUUAAAAAAUUAUUGCAUCAUAAAUUCAUUAGAUUCAGGUAUAGAUUAUAGACUACAAACUGGACUUAGCGAUGAAAAAAUUUAUUUCAUUAAAGGGAAAGAUGCAGUAAAUGAUGUGGAUAAAGUUUUUAAAUAUUUAUGCUCAAAAGAGAAUGAUAUUGUAAGAUCUCGCACUAUUUCUAUCAGAGGACGCAAUGUUACCUUCAAUAGAACAUGUGGUCAAGUACUGGAUUCAACUUUUGAAGAGCUUUGUGAUAGACCACUUGGUGCAAGUGAUUAUUUAGAGCUUAGUCAAGUAUUCCAUACAGUUAUUAUAAGAGAUGUGCCACAAUUAAACUUCAGGUUUAAGUCUCAAGCUAGAAGAUUUAUCACAUUGAUUGAUACAUUGUAUGACAAUAAGGUAAGAGUUGUUAUAUCUGCAGCUGUGCCGCAUACGAAACUUUUUGUAGCAGAAGGUGAUACUCAAUAUACAGAUGAAAAAAGAAUGCUCAUGGACGAUUUAAAAAUAUCACAUGGUUCUGAUGACCAUAAAUCUAAUCUUUUUACUGGAGAAGAAGAACUCUUUGCCUUUGAUAGAACUGUUUCACGACUGUCAGAAAUGCAAACUGCACAGUAUUGGGAACAGUGGCAACAUCAUAGAUAAUAAUAAUUUAGAUUAGUACAAAUUUCAAUAGUAUUUUUUACUAGCACAUUCAUCUAAGUCAGUAAAAUAUAAGUUCUUAAUACAAUUUUUACUAGAAUAUUGAUCUAAUAUAAAAAUGUUAUUAAAUUUAUUUAGUUGUGUACUUAAAAAAUUUAUGCAGUUUUUAAAUAGUUCAACUUAUUUAUGCUACUAUUUAUUUGUUUCAAUAUUAAAUUGUGAAGAUACAUGAAUAAAGAAAUAUUAAAAUCGU
Molecule: messenger RNA, 1835 nt
Organism: Nomia melanderi (Alkali bee)
Lineage: Eukaryota; Metazoa; Arthropoda; Insecta; Hymenoptera; Halictidae
Product: putative ATPase N2B
Cellular component (GO): cytoplasm; mitochondrion
Molecular function (GO): ATP hydrolysis activity; ATP binding
Source: RefSeq, a predicted model, not a curated record